AUGCGUUUCUCUGCAAUCUCCGCUGCUGCCUUGGCCUUCGCGGCCUCUGCCUUCGCGCAGACCGCCGGCUUCGAUGCCAUCACCGCCCCCGUCGAGGAUGAGCAGGUGCCUGCCGGUGAGACCUACACCAUCGAGUGGCAGCCCGGUACCGUCGACGGCACCGUCACCCUCGCUCUCUUGGGUGGCUCGUCUCCCUCGACCCUCCAGUCCCAGGGCUCCAUUGCCACUGGCGUCAACAACCAGGAUGGCUCGUACGAGUGGGCUGUCGACUCCACGCUCGGUUCGGAUGCCACCUACGGUAUCCAGAUCACCCUCGAGAGCGACACAGAGACUUUCCAGUACUCGUUCCCCUUCCAGAUCAAGGCCAGCUCCGGCGGCAGCAGCAGUAGCAGCAGCACUUACGGCGCUGAGGAGGUCAGCUCUACCGCGACUGGCUCAUCCACCGUGACGGUUUCCCUGUCGAGCGCAUCCUCUACGUACGCUGCCGUGUCUACCGCGUCCUCCGCGGCCAAGAGCUCCGUCACCAGCGCCUACUCUGUCCCCGUCUCCUCCUCGUUCCCCAGUAUGACCGCCUCCGGCAACCUCUCGGCUACCGCCAGCCAGACCACCCUGUCCAGCAGCACCGUCUCCUCGACUGCCAGCAGCACCUCCACCACCUCUGCCCCGUCUAGCGUUGCCAGCAGCGGUGCUUCCCAAUUCGCCGCCGGCUCGCUCGCUCUGUUCGGUGGUGUCGCCGCCGCCAUAUUCGCUUUGUAA
This is a messenger RNA of Pseudomassariella vexata, 756 nucleotides long. RefSeq names its product Ser-Thr-rich glycosyl-phosphatidyl-inositol-anchored membrane family-domain-containing protein. Lineage: Eukaryota; Fungi; Ascomycota; Sordariomycetes; Amphisphaeriales; Pseudomassariaceae. The record is from RefSeq and is a predicted model, not a curated record. The transcript is spliced from 2 exons. The coding region runs from base 1 to 756 and encodes 251 amino acids.